Molecule: messenger RNA, 2097 nt
Organism: Rhinocladiella mackenziei CBS 650.93
Lineage: Eukaryota; Fungi; Ascomycota; Eurotiomycetes; Chaetothyriales; Herpotrichiellaceae
Exons: 4
Coding region: 1-2097 (698 amino acids)
Source: RefSeq, a predicted model, not a curated record
AUGUCGUCAAUCGGCGUCGAAGACUUCGACCGAAAUCAAAAAUGUAAACCCAACAUCCUGUGCUCUCUGUGCAUAAAGGUCAUCUCCAAGUCAACACUCCUCCGAAGAGGCAUUGGACUUGGGUUCAUCCGCAUCACGCACCAGGAUCACGCCGAAUUCCACCUUUUCCAUGCAGCCCUCAAAGACCUCCUCGAUUCAUCACGAACAGGAUGCCAUCUUUGCGCGUUGUUAAUCCAGACGAUACCAAAAGACGAAUUGAAGGAGUUUGUAUCAGGCGCUCGAGAUUUCGGUGCUAUUCAGCUGAAAGUCUGGCAGCCGAAAUGGAUGAGGAGAAAAGAUAACCCGGUGAAGAGGUGGAAGCUGGGCUCUGUCCAGGAACACUGUCUGAUCGCAUUAAUCUCACCGGCGUUCAAUAACUUGAGAAUGAUUCAUAAGUUUGUUGGUGUGGUCAGGACUCAUGGAAGGGAGAGGAAUUUGAAUUUCGAUCCUAGAGAGGUGACCAGUUUGAUAUAUGGACCGGAUCCUCUUGCGUUACGGAACUCACAUGAAGCCCGACUGAGUCGGUACAAUGGCGCUGAUUCCGUGUACGAGAUGGCUCGAAAAUGGAUUCGCGAUUGCGUUUCUGAUCAUGCUCUCUGCUGCGUCCAGACCGGAGACCGGAUUCUCCCUGCGCGGUUGAUCACGGUCGGCAGCGAUGAUUCAGACGAUGCACCAAAAGUCGUGUCAACAUCCGAGCUUGAUGCCGCUGUCCAGUAUACCACUCUGAGCUACUGCUGGGGUGGCGCCAGCCCUUUGGUUUUAACUACUAAGAAUGCAGAGGGUCUGAUGCAGCGAAUUGAUGUCAAAGAACUGCCAAAAACAGUCGCAGACGCAAUUACAGUGACUCGGGGUCUAAAGUAUCAGCAUCUAUGGGUAGACAGCCUCUGCAUCCUGCAAGAUUCGAAAGACGACUGGGAAGACGAAUCAGUGAAAAUGGGACAGAUCUACAGCAAUUCCAUCUGUACCAUCUGUGCCAGCUCCGCGGAAACUGCGGAUGAAGGAUUCUUGAAAAGCAGGAAUCCAUUAGACAGUCUUCCUUGUUGUAUUGAGGGGACGCUUGAUAAGGGAUUCUGGGCAGUGGGCAAGAUGUGGUCGUGGUUUAACAAGAAUCAGUAUCAAUCGGGGCCUGUUUGCGUCACAGACUCUGUCAAGGAUAGUGAGCGACUAUUAUCCCGCCGAAAUCUCCACUUCACAUCUCAAGGUGUGAUGUGGGAGUGUUUCACGACCGAAGCCUUUGAAUCUCUCCCUGCAGGUACAGUACUACGCAAUACGUUCCGGCGGUCUAUAUCCAAUAUCCUACACUGUCAACACGAAGAAGCCAUCAAAGAAUACACAAGCCAGUGGUCAGAUACCGCAUUCCAUGAAGCACAGUUCUCCCCCGAGCCUCUCACAUUUGAAAACGGGAUUCUAGAUCUGGGAUCCCGCUUCUCCUUCCUGGAGUACUGGGCUGAGAUUGUGAGAAAGUACACUAGUUGUGAUAUCACGAAACGCAGUGAUCGCCUUGCUGCACUUGCGGGUAUUAUAGGGGAGAUUCAGGAAGUGGUGGGGUUUGACUGUUUCUACGGAAUAUGGAAUAUGCCCGGAGAGUGGACGGCUAAGCAACUACUUUGGCGUCCUAUCAUCGGUAGAGGCGCCGAGCAACCAGCUUAUGCUCGACCGAGGCGGAGGGGCGCGCCGAGUUGGAGUUGGGUCGCGGUUGAUGGUCCGGUAGUGAUCCCUACCGCGUCGAGGAGCAUUACCAGAUACGGGUUUCCGAGCGGGCGGGUGGAAGAAGUUAUUCAUAUCGGUAAGGAAAUGGUUGAGAUUUUGGAGUUUCCUAUCACCAGCCGUGAUGGAAGGCAUGGACCGCUGCAUCUCAAGGGCAGAGUCUUGACCAAACCACGACGUGAGAUCAAUGCUUGGUAUUGCAUCCUUGAUACAUCUGAGCCCGCUCAAAUAUACCCAAGGGAGGUUUUCUUCCUGUUGGUGUUCGAUCACAAUGCCAGUUUUCGUCCAGGAGAAAAGAGGAAGAAGAAGGAAGAAGAAGUGCCGCAGCUGGAAGGAUUGAUACUGGGAUAG